UAGUGAAAAUAUUUGGUUAGCGGGUUGAUUUAACCGGAUAUAGGGUUCAUAUAUGCAAUUGAAAGUACAAUUGUGAAAAAAGAUAAAUAAAAAAGGAAAGAUGGUUUUUUGAUACACAAGCUAAUUAAGUGCAUCGAGAGGAGAGCUAUUGAAAAUGAAUGUUUUGUUUGUUUUUGUACGGUGGAGAGAAGAAUGAAAAGAUGAUCAGGUAAAGAAUGAAACUUGGAAAUCAUGCAAAGCCACACCUCUCCCUUCAACACAUUCUUACGUGUCCUCUUCUCUUCACUCCAUAUCUCCUUUUUAUUACAAAAAUAAAAAUCUUUCAAACCAAUUAUAUUUAUAUGUAUGUUCUCUUAGACUUAUCUCUUAUACCCCUUUUGUAUGCUCUUAGCCUUUGCUCUUUAGUUUUAGAUCAUAUCAAUCGACAUGGCGAAUGUUGACCGUGAUCGGCGUGUGCAUGUAGACCGUACUGACAAACGUGUUCAUCUUCAGCCAUCCUACGAAGAUGAUGUUGGUUUUGGUGGUUAUGGUGCUGGUUCUGAUUUUAAGAGUCGCGGCCCCUCCACUAACCAAAUCUUGGCACUUAUAGCAGGAGUUCCCAUUGGUGGCACACUGCUAACUCUAGCUGGGCUCACUCUAGCCGGCUCGGUGAUCGGCUUGCUAGUCUCCAUACCCCUCUUCCUCCUCUUCAGUCCGGUCAUUGUCCCGGCGGCUCUCACAAUCGGGCUUGCUGUGACGGGAAUCUUGGCUUCUGGGUUGUUUGGGCUGACGGGUCUGAGCUCGGUCUCGUGGGUCCUUAACUACCUCCGUGGGACAAGUGAUACAGUGCCAGAGCAAUUGGACUAUGCUAAGCGGCGUAUGGCUGAUGCGGUAGGCUAUGCUGGUAUGAAGGGAAAAGAGAUGGGCCAGUAUGUGCAAGAUAAGGCUCAUGAGGCCCGUGAGACUGAGUUCACAACUGAGACCCAUGAGCCGGGUAAGGCCAGGAGGCUCAUAAGCUAAUUAUAAAUUUCUCGAGUCUGUUGGAAAGGCGAUCAUGUUAUUUUACUUUUAUGUCCCAGUUUCUUUCCUCUUUAAUUUUAAGAAUAUCUUUGUCAAUAUGUGUACGUUCGUUUUGUCUUGUUCAAAUAAAAAUCGUUGUUAAUGAAAUAAGAAGUGAAAUAAAUAUAUUUUAUUUUCUAAGAUAA
Messenger RNA from Arabidopsis lyrata subsp. lyrata, 1184 nucleotides. RefSeq names its product oleosin 20.3 kDa. Gene Ontology annotation, biological process: lipid storage; response to freezing; seed oilbody biogenesis. The transcript has 2 exons. Bases 427 to 999 code for a protein of 190 amino acids. NCBI's taxonomy places the organism in Eukaryota, Viridiplantae, Streptophyta, Magnoliopsida, Brassicales, Brassicaceae. The record is from RefSeq and is a predicted model, not a curated record. Gene Ontology annotation, cellular component: monolayer-surrounded lipid storage body; membrane.